Messenger RNA from Acanthocheilonema viteae, 212 nucleotides. Lineage: Eukaryota; Metazoa; Nematoda; Chromadorea; Rhabditida; Onchocercidae. The record is from the annotation of a GenBank genome assembly.
UGAGUGUUACCGUAAACAUGACAGCGAUUACACUUUGGGGAAACAUUACGAAUAUUGAAAGUUCAUCAGCUGUGCAGAUUUCUUUGCAUGUGUACGGUUAUUUGAUUAUCGGUCCAAUGCUCAUUUUGAUCAACGCUCCCGUCUUUGUCGUUGUGAUGAUGCGUGAAGCACUCAGGUCAACUUAUUCAUCUCAUAAUGAUAAUGAUUAUUGA